UCCAAAAUAGGGGGACAGUGGGUUCCCGCGAGGGAAACUCGGAUCAAACAAGGCGGAGGGAGCCUUUUCUCUCUCACGCACAGGGUCGACAGAAAUCUACAAGGCUAAAGAUAGAGGGUCCAUUCCAUUUUCUAUUUCUUUUCUUUUUUUCAUUUCAUCUUCUUCUUCUUCCAGUAGCUGUGCAAAUCUUACGGACAAAGAGAGAAAGAAAAAUGGAGGCGGCCAUGGGAUUGAUGAGAAGAAUCCCUCCAAAGCACACCGACACUGCUCUCUCUGCACUCCUCAGCCUCUUGCCCCACCACUCCUCCGAUCUCCUCUCUCAAGUCGAUCAGCCCCUCCAGGUUUUAUGCGAUAUAGAGAGUGGUAAGGAGUUUAUUCUGUGUGAAUACAACAGAGAUGCUGACUCUUAUAGAUCACCCUGGACAAAUAAAUACCAUCCACUUUUGGAGGAUGGGGCACUCCCAUCACUGGAGUUGAGGAAACUUGAAGUUGAAGCGAACGACAUCUUUGCAAUUUAUCGUGACCAGUAUUAUGAAGGUGGGAUUUCAUCAGUUUAUAUGUGGGAAGAUGAUAAUGAAGGUUUUGUAGCAUGCUUUCUAAUAAAGAAAGAUGGCUCAAAGACUGGGCAGGGUCGAAGGGGUUACUUGCAGGAGGGAGCAUGGGAUGCUAUACAUGUCAUUGAGGUGGGGCCAGAGGAUGAAGGAAUGGCUCAUUACCGUUUAACCAGUACUGUGAUGCUAUCUUUGACUACGGAUAAUGAGUCAUCAGGCACAUUUAGCUUGUCUGGAUCAAUUAGACGACAGAUGGAUAUGAAUCUCUCAGUUGCAGAAGGCCAUAUUUGUAACAUGGGAAGGAUGAUAGAAGAAAUGGAGAGUAAGUUGAGGAAUUCACUGGAUCAGGUAUAUUUUGGGAAGACAAAAGAGAUGGUUUGCACCUUACGACCACCAUCUGAAAUUGUGAUGAGACUGCCUGAUUGCUGAUGCAGAGGAUUCUACGGCAUGGACCAUUGGGAUAGUGAAAAUUCUUUAUAUUUCCCAAACUUGCUUAGUAGUUUGUUUUUCCUAGCAAUGAUUAUGUAGUUCAUACAUGUUUUAUUUAUUUUGAGUAUUAUUUUAGAUAAAUUUGUGCAGCAUUCUUAAACCUGUAGUAGACUUUAAAAAAAAAAAAAGGUUUGGAAUUGGUGCUGCGUGAUUGAGAGAAGAUUGACGCUCAUUGAAUUGGAAACUCCUUCGGAAUUUUGUUUCUUCUUUUAAUUUCUUCAUCAUUAUAAAGUGACAGAAGAUGGAAAAAAUUACUUGAUCC
This is a messenger RNA of Juglans regia (Persian walnut), 1302 nucleotides long. Its product is annotated as probable F-actin-capping protein subunit beta. The record is from RefSeq and is a predicted model, not a curated record. Gene Ontology annotation, biological process: barbed-end actin filament capping; cell morphogenesis; actin cytoskeleton organization. The coding region runs from base 213 to 980 and encodes 255 amino acids. Gene Ontology annotation, cellular component: F-actin capping protein complex; cytoplasm. The transcript is spliced from 8 exons. Gene Ontology annotation, molecular function: actin filament binding. NCBI's taxonomy places the organism in Eukaryota, Viridiplantae, Streptophyta, Magnoliopsida, Fagales, Juglandaceae.